This is a messenger RNA of Oxyura jamaicensis (ruddy duck), 4181 nucleotides long. It is a transcript of the gene CLCN1, whose product is annotated as chloride voltage-gated channel 1. Gene Ontology annotation, biological process: chloride transport; transmembrane transport. Gene Ontology annotation, cellular component: membrane. Gene Ontology annotation, molecular function: voltage-gated chloride channel activity. Bases 213 to 3248 code for a protein of 1011 amino acids. The record is from RefSeq and is a predicted model, not a curated record. Lineage: Eukaryota; Metazoa; Chordata; Aves; Anseriformes; Anatidae. The transcript is spliced from 23 exons.
CUUUGGUCAGGAGGAGGAGAAAGUGAGAGAGAUACAAGGAGGAGGAGGAGGAAGAGAAGGAGGGCCAGAGAAAAAGGGAGUGCAGGAACAGAACAAGUCAGAGUGGUCUGAUGAGAUAAAGAAAGGAAGAAAGGAACAGAAGAAAGUACAGAGGCUAUUCUCUGGCCAGACCAUGAGGUGGUUCUAGGUAAGGACCAGAGAGGCAGCUGAGCAUGAGGAAGAGUAGAGACAUGGAGAGCUCAGACAGUAUGAAGCAGGAAUCCAGAUCGAAGUCAGCUUUGUGGGGGGGCACACCGCAAUACGACUAUGUCUGCUUUGAGAAAUGCACCCAUUACGGGAUACCCUUGGAGGCAGGACGCGAGGCCGGGGGGACAGGGGACGACCUGCACUACCUGGAGAACUCCCUCAGCCACCCACAGCUUUAUGGCCAAUACACAGACCAGAUAACUGACUUUGCAGAGAAGGAAGCAGCAAAACUACUGAAUACGAGGCAGAUCCAGAACAACAAGGAAAGACCCCUGAAACGUCAGAGUCAAGUAGAUAUAAAAGAAGAGCACUAUUCCAAAUGUCAAGCCUGUGCUAGACGCAUCCAGAAAUACAUCACCAGGAAGCUUGGAGAGGACUGGAUUUUCUUGGUUCUGUUGGGACUGGUCAUGGCGUUGGUGAGCUGGGGAAUGGACUAUGCCAGUGCAAAGAGCCUACAGGCCUACAAGUGGAUGUACAAAGAGCUACACCCAAAUAUUCCUAUGCAGUAUCUGGCGUGGGUCACAUAUCCACUUGUUCUCAUUCUGUUUGCGGCCAUUUUCUGCCACCUCGUCUCUCCACAGGCCGUUGGGUCUGGGAUCCCAGAGCUCAAGACAAUUAUGAGGGGAGUGGUCCUCAAAGAAUAUCUCACUCUCAAAGCUUUUGUGGCCAAAGUUGUGGGCCUCACAGCUGGACUUGGAAGUGGCCUGCCUGUGGGGAAAGAGGGUCCUUUUGUGCAUAUUGCCAGUAUCUGUGCAGCAGUACUCAGCAAGUUUAUGUCAAUCUUUUGUGGUGUGUAUGAGAAUGUGCACAGGCAGCUCGAACUCCUGGUGGCAGCUUGCGCAGUUGGAGUUGGAUGUUGCUUCGGGGCUCCUCUUGGAGGGGUCCUUUUCAGCAUUGAGGUCACUUCUACUUACUUUGCUGUGCGCAACUAUUGGAGAGGUUUCUUUGCAGCUACCUUUAGUGCCUUCAUUUUCCGAGUCCUUGCUGUUUGGAACAAGGAUGCAGUUACCAUCACAGCCCUGUUCAGAACUAACUUUCGCAUGGAUUUCCCCUUCGAUCUGCAAGAGCUGCCAGCAUUUGCUGUAAUAGGGAUAUGUUCUGGAUUCCUUGGAGCAUUUUUUGUUUAUCUUAAUCGUCAAGUGGUCCUAUGCAUCCGGCGUCAUACAGCUCUAAGCCAGUUUCUCACCAAAUACCGCCUCAUAUACCCUGGGGUUAUAUCCUUCCUUAUAGCAACUGUGACCUUUCCUCCAGGGUUUGGACAGUUCAUGGCAGGAGAGUUGAUGCCACGGGAAGCCAUCAGCUCUCUCUUUGAUAACUAUACCUGGGCAAAACACACAGGAGACCCCCAGAUCCUAGGUAAAUCUGCUGCCUGGAUCCACCCCAAAGUCAGUGUCUUCAUUAUCAUCCUGCUUUUCUUUCUCAUGAAGUUCUGGAUGUCUGUCAUUGCUACUACAAUGCCAAUCCCCUGUGGAGGCUUCAUGCCUGUUUUUGUUCUGGGUGCUGCGUUUGGACGUCUUAUUGGGGAAAUCAUGGCAUCACUCUUUCCUGAUGGGAUCCUCUUUGAUGGUAUUGUUUAUAAAAUCUUACCUGGAGGGUAUGCUGUCAUUGGUGCAGCAGCUCUGACAGGAGCAGUCAGCCACACUGUCUCCACUGCUGUGAUCUGCUUUGAGCUGACAGGUCAAAUUUCUCACAUCCUGCCCAUGAUGGUAGCUGUCAUUCUUGCCAACAUGGUGGCCCAGAGUCUGCAACCCAGCCUCUAUGACAGCAUCAUCCAGGUGAAGAAGUUACCUUACCUGCCAGACCUGGGCUGGAAUCAUAUAAGCAAAUACAAUGUCUUUGUUGAAGAUAUUAUGGUUCAAGAUGUGAAGUUUGUCUCCUCCAACUGUAAAUACCGAGACUUGCAAACUCUUCUUCAAAGCACCACUGUUAAGACUUUGCCUUUGGUGGACUCACCAGAGACCAUGAUCCUACUGGGGUCUGUGGAGCGCUCUGAACUGCAGGCACUCCUCCAGAGACAUAUCAGCCCAGAACGGCGACGGUGCCUCAACAGAGAAAUGCAGCAGAAGCUAGCUGAGGCACCUUACAAUGGACACAGUAAGGGAUCAGGGGCAAUCCCGCCAAAGCUGAAGCAUGAGUCUUUUGCUUAUGUUGAUGAGGAUGAGGAUACAGAUGAGAAGGCAGAGCUGCCCCCACCACCAACUCCCACUCCUAGUUACCCAGAGGAACCCAAUGGCCCAACAAGUCCUGUUAAACAGACACAAGAAAUUUUGGAGCCACAGCAACCCCCAGGCAAUUUCUGGAAUUUGAGGCAACUGAUCCAGCAGCUCUUGUGUCCUUUCAACCGUCCACUUGAAAGAGAGAGUGAUAUCCAGGAGCCGGUGGAAGUCAUUGAUACAAUGACACCAGAAGAGAUAGAUGCUUGGGAACAGGAGGAGCUGAACAAGGAUGUAUGCUUUGACUGCUGCUGCAUAGACCCUUCCCCUUUUCAACUGGUGGAGAGAACUUCCCUGCACAAGACACAUACAUUGUUUUCAUUACUGGGACUCAGCCAUGCCUACAUAACCAGUAUGGGGAAGCUGAGGGGAGUGUUGGCUUUGGAAGAGCUUCAGAAGGCAAUAGAGGGCUCUACACGCUCUGGAGUUCGCCUCCGCCCUCCCCUUGCCAGUUUCCGUGACACAAACCGGACUUCAAUCAGCAGUGAGAAGAUCAGCCAGGCCACUCAAGCAUGGAAUCAGCAGGACAGCUGCAUGGUGGCAGCACAGAAUGCAGCAGACCUGGGGACAGAAAGCCCACUACCUCCCUACUCACACUCCCCACAACCCUCUCACUUGCAUGAUGAAGGGGAAGGCCUGUAUUCCAAUUAUGCCACUGAUACAGAUUUGGAAGAGAUGGAGCUGACAAGACCAGUUGCUGAAGACAUCUCAGACAUCCUCAAGGACAUAAGCCUACGCUCCACUGAUCUGUAUGAGGAUGAAGAUGAGGAUGAAGAUGUCCCUUUAUAACUGCUGUGAGCCCACUGUGAUCUUCCGUUGAGCCAGUCUUCUCGUGCGUGCUCCUCAAACAGAAGCCUUUGGAUGCUCUUGGCAAUAACAGAGGAUUGAUUCAGCUGGGGGAAGAAACAGAGGACUGGCCCUUUUUUGCCAUUUUAUGUGCAAAUACCAGUUGGGUUACUGGACUCUGUGGGUGUGUACAGGAGUCAGAUGUGGAUUGCAAGGUGCCUAAGGGGCAGGCUCAUAAUGUUUAAGGCCUCUGCUUUCACUUGAGGUGAGGUGUCUACACAACAUGUCACACAGGAUCAUAAGAGGACAUGAAUAGUGCUGGACACAAUCAGCAUGCUCUGGGUCAAUCUACUAUGUAAAAAGUGGAGGAGUAGCAGCUCUUCUCAUUCUCUAUUGGUGUCAUCCUUCCAGUCGCACCUGACCUGCAUACACCAGUGCAAAUCAGAACUCCAGCCAAAAAGUAUAUUGCUGCUUCUGUCUGCAAUCCUGUCCAUUUUGCCACAGAUCCUUUUGGCUAGCUCUUACCUUGCACUCCCCAAAACAUUCCCAUCAAGAACAUUCUUCCUCUUUCUUAAUUUUUACUCUGGGAUUUUGCUGGGUGGAAGUGCAGUUAGGAGCUUCUCCUCUGUCCUUUAGCUGAACCAAGCCCGAAAAACAGGUGGGAGGAAAUAUAUUUGGUCUACACCUCAUGUCUUGAAUUCAGCCACAGCUUUAAGAAAAGCACUGCAAGGGAGGAAAGACUCUUUGCUUUCCUACCUCUAUAAUUUUUAAAUUGUACGUGGGGGCAUCCUCUGUGUUGGAAGAAGAGGAGUAAAACAGCAUGUAUGUGCCUGUAUUUCAAUAUCUGUGUUUGUCUCUCUAAAGCACUGUUCAAAAUUUUUACAGAGUUAUAGUCUUAAAAUACAAGAACUUAAAAUAAAUUAAAAAAUAAAGAAC